Molecule: messenger RNA, 645 nt
Organism: Penicillium longicatenatum
Lineage: Eukaryota; Fungi; Ascomycota; Eurotiomycetes; Eurotiales; Aspergillaceae
Exons: 2
Coding region: 1-645 (214 amino acids)
Source: RefSeq, a predicted model, not a curated record
AUGCGCUUCUGCGGUAUUGUUCUGGGUUGGCUCCUUGGCUUUCUCACUGGCCUGGUUUUCGCCUUUAUGUUCCUUGUUUUUCUUGACACGCUACCAAUUUGGGAACCGCCCCUCGCACCGAUCAUUGGAUGGAUCGGAUGGGUGAAGCUUUUUGCGGUCGCAAUCAUGAUUCUGUCUAUCUACACAAUGGACUGGAAUUCUUUUGCAAGCAAUGAUGCAACCGUACAAUCUACACCUGUCGAAAAUCGCUCUGUACAGACCGUUGAGACACCACUUGAUGUAUCCUUGAGGAAUGUUAUGAACGAAACGCUUUUAUCUGGAAUCGAAAGGCACUUGGAUGGAUUGGAUCAACGAUUGGACCAACGGUUGGAACGAUUGGAAGGGUUGGAACAACGAUUGGUUCAACGAUUGGAUCAACCUUUGGAACAGCGAGUUGAUCAACUUUUGGAACAGCGCUUGGAUGACACGCGGACAUACGACGCAUUCCAAUGGCUGACCGGGUUUGCGCCCGAUCCUAGCGAUGAGAACGACCAUGACCAUCCUCCUCCCACACUCAACAACGUUCUGAACAACAGUCAUCAGCAUCUUAAUCAAGAUGAUGACGAUAACAGUCCUCCAUCGACAAAUGGUCACAUCAGUGAAUAG